This is a messenger RNA of Anopheles nili, 1226 nucleotides long. RefSeq names its product probable serine/threonine-protein kinase dyrk2 (gene Tgi). The record is from RefSeq and is a predicted model, not a curated record. Gene Ontology annotation, biological process: regulation of DNA-templated transcription. Lineage: Eukaryota; Metazoa; Arthropoda; Insecta; Diptera; Culicidae. The transcript is spliced from 3 exons. Bases 1 to 1197 code for a protein of 398 amino acids.
AUGAUUCGCGACCCUGGUGGCGCUAACCCAAAUGAGAAUCUAGAUUCACCACCGUCCCCAAAGUAUGAUCGUAUCAUAGGGCGUCCACCACCUCUGGACGACACCGAAACGCCGCUGGACAUGACUGUCCGCCGGAAGGAUUCAUCCGACGGGCAAGGAUCUCCAACCGGUGCAAGUGGAUGCGAUCAGUCAAGGGAUGUACCCAUCAAUCUCAACGUUCGCCCGAGUGUGAUAACGAAAGCACCACCUCCACCGAUUAAGAAACGAAUCAGUCAUAUGCACACCAAUGGGGAGAUCGUGCUGAAAAGUAGCGUCAAAACAACGAGCACUACAACCGUGGAAUUAUCGCCGAUUGUUAACGUUUCGUCCACGUACUGUGAUGUAUCCAUCGAAGAACACUUUCGGCGUUCUCUUGGUCCAACCUACAGCUCAAUCUACGGCGACAAGCAACAGCUACAACAAUCGUCGUCGUUGAAUAUGACGAAUAACAACACCAGCACUAACCAGGUAUCGUUUCCACUCGACCCGUCUAUGCAUCACGCUCAACAGAAUCAUCCACUGCCGCUUCCUCUGCUACUGCAGAAACACGUCAUGGAAACGAGCGAGUCAUUACCUCUGACUGUCGCUGCUACCGGUGUAACAACCGGUGGAAUGCGAAAUCACAGUAGCAGCAGUAUUAGCUCCAGUUCAUCCGUGAGCUCUAACAGCAGCAGUUCCAGUAACAGCAGCUGCAGUAGCAACAGCAUCAGUAAAAAUAUCAGUAUGAGACCCACGGGCUCGAUGAGUGGUGGGAUUCGGGCGGUCGCACCAGAUACAAUCGAGUUAAAGCUGUCAAGCGAUCCAGCCCCGCCGAUACCGUUGGUACCGGCCACCGUCCUUCCGCCAUCUCCUGGAGCUCCUUCGCCAGCGGCGGGCCUAUCGAAUCCGACUACCGUAGCCAUAUCUUUAACGUCUCCGAAACACCUGCACCAGCAACCACCACCGCCGGCCGUAUCGCCUGCUUCUCUGACUACAACUAUGUCUCUAUCUUCUUCCUCGCCGUCGUCGUCGUUAGCAUCCUCGCCUGCACCGUUCCUUCCAAUUUCGUCGCAACAACAUCAAAAGAGGCCCGAUUCGGGUGAAGAAGUUGAUGAUCAUUUCGCAAAAGCUCUCGGUGAUACAUGGAAAAAAAUUCAAGAGAAUAAGAUGAAUUUGUGAGCGGCAACUGUUGGGGGAAGAAUGAUUAA